AUGCCGACUCCCGGUCUUCUCUAUGUGACAAUGCAGCCCAAGGGCUCAUUGCCAGAUACCCAGUUCCAUGACUGGUACAACACUGAACAUGGACCUCUGCGUCUACGACUGCCCUUUGUCACGAAUGGCUUUCGCUUCCGUGCCACCGAUGGAGAACAACCUGAAUAUGUGGCUUUGUACGAUAUUACCGACAUGGACGAGUUGACUCGAGAGACCUACUUGGAUCUAAGAACCGACUUGAUUAAGACCGAGCGGGAGAAGAAGACUAUGGCACAAAUCGAUGUCGGCCGUUUAUUGUACGAUCUAGUGGAUGAGCGCAGUGACCCCAACUUCCGCCCGCUAGAAGAUCAAGCCGAUACAGAUGCCGAGACACGGGGUAGCGUCCUCGUCGCCAUCCGAGUGACCACUCACCCCGACCCCACCAAACAAGCUGACCUGGAAAAAUGGUACCGUGAGGAACAUUUUGAAAUGCUCUCCCGUGUGCCUGGAUGGCGCCGGAGUCGCCGCUUUGUCACUGCCGCGAUCGAUUCCGCCCCACGCGAAUCGCUGACUCUUCAUGAGUAUGCUCCCGUCAAUGGUCUUGGGGGCGAGGCUCACAAAGCCGCCAUGAAUACCCCAUGGGGAUCGCGUCUCAUGAGCGAGGUGGUCACCUCUAAGAAGCGUCGCGUAUAUGAGUGGUAUUACACCUUUGGCCCUGCUCCCCGUGAGCUCACUUCGCUAGCUGCCUCGGAUGUCAUUGGACCUUGGAACUCCAAUGAUGGCCGCACGCGCACAUUUCCCUCGGCCGUCCGCCCGGCUGUCGAGUCCUUCGUCACUACGUCUGAUGGGGUUGAAAUCCCCUACCGACUGGAGGGCAGCACUGACCCCUACGCGCCUGUGGUCGUGCUGAGUAACUCCAUCCUGGUCAACUGGAAUAUCUGGGAUCGUUUCGUUGACGCCUUCUUUGCUCAUCAACAGAACCAGCGUUACCGUGUCGUGCGUUAUUUGACCAGAGGUCGACGCUCGCAGAGUGGUGAGCAGCCUGUCAACAUCGAUUUGCUGGCCUCUGAUCUGGCUACAUUGCUGGAGGCUUUGCGUGUGCCCCCCAAGGCCGCUCGUUUGAUCGGUGUCAGCUUGGGUGGCGUGACCGUUUUAAACACUUCUCUCCUCCACCCGGAGCGCAUUGGAGCUUUCAUCGCGUGCGACACCAACUCUUCUGCCCCCGAAUCCAACCGUAAGGCAUGGGGGGACCGUGUCGCCAUCUGCGAGAAGGAAGGCUCUAUCGACCCAGAGACCAAGGAGCCCAUUGUUGGCGAAGAGUUGGCCGAGGUCACUACCCGUCGCUGGUUCGUGCCGGAAUCAUACCAGGCCCAGCCUGAAGUCCUUGCCGCGGUCAAGGAAGCUGUGCGCACUAACAGCUUGAAGGGAUUUGCGCAUAGCGUACAGGCCCUCUGUGCCUACGAUAUCCGUGAGCGCAUGGCUACUGCCACCGUGCCAGGUCUGUUCGUCGCUGGAGCCAAUGACGGUGUCUUGCCCCAGACCAUGCAGAAGAUGGCGGCGGAUCUACGUGGUGGCGCCGAUCUUAAGAUAAUCGACCGUGCUGGACAUCUGCCCAUGGUGGAGCAGCCUGUGGCAUUCGCGGAAGUUGUGACUGAAUUCCUCGGCAAAAUUGAUGGUUGA
Messenger RNA from Penicillium robsamsonii, 1659 nucleotides. RefSeq names its product putative alpha/beta hydrolase. Bases 1 to 1659 code for a protein of 552 amino acids. The record is from RefSeq and is a predicted model, not a curated record. The transcript has a single exon. NCBI's taxonomy places the organism in Eukaryota, Fungi, Ascomycota, Eurotiomycetes, Eurotiales, Aspergillaceae.